GCCUCGCCAGCGCUACCCGCCUAGCCCGCGCACCAUGAGCGACGCCUUCUUCUCCAAGCCUCGCCCCUUCAGCAAGCGCAAGCGCACCGACGACGACGGCGGCAGCGCCCCCUCGCCCUCCAGAGGCGGCGGCGCCCGCAACGGCACCUCGUCUCGCGGCUCGUCCCUCCAGCGCGGCGGCCGUGGCGGUGACCGCGGCCGGGGCAGCUCGCGCGGCGGCAGGGGCGGGCGCACCGGCGGGCGCGACUCGCAGCAGCAGGGCGGCAAGGGCAAGGGUCGGCGGCGCGACGACGACGACGACGAGGAGCUCGACGUCGCCGACACUGGGUUCGACUCGGACGAUGCGGGCAGCCAGGAGCCCGAGGGCGACCAGGACGACGGCACCGAGGAGGAGGACGACCUCGAAACGCCGGCGCAGAAGCGCCUGCGGCUGUCGCAGAUGUACCUCUCGACGCUCGAGAAGGACAAGGAGGAGGACCAUGGCUUCGACGCCGCCGACCUCGACCGCGACAUCAUCGCCGACCGCCUGCAGCAGGACGUUCUCGAGCACACCGGCAAGCUCCACCUCAACGUCGCCUCGACUCUCCAGCUCCCCAUCCCUUCUUCCUCCAUCUUCCGCACCCCGGCCAAGGGCCACCGCGGCUCGGUCACCUCGGCCGUCGCGUCGCACGACGGCCAGUGGCUCUACACCUCGAGCAAGGACGGCGCCAUCCUCAAGUACUCGCUCGGCGCCGUCUCCUCUUCCUCCCCUUCCUCCUCCUCCACGGCCGACGCCGACCAGCCCCGCAUCACGCGCGUCGCCUACAUGAAGAAGGCCCUGUCCGAGUCGCAGAAGCGCAACGCCGAGAAGCACAAGCGCUUUGACGCGGCGCCGACGGCGGCGACGGGCGAGAAGGGCAAGGGCAAGGAGGUCGCCGAGGGCCACACGGACGAGAUCCUCGACCUCGCCAUCAGCCACGAUGGGCGGAUCCUCGCGAGUGCCGGGCGGGACAAGGUCAUCGGGUGCUGGAACGUCGAGGGCGACGGCGGCAAGUGGCUGCGAGGGCUCGGUGGGCACAAGGACGUCGUCGGGUCGAUCGCGUUCCGCCUCGGCACCAACGAGCUGUACUCGUCGUCGUACGACCGUACCGUCAAGUUGUUCGACCUGUCGACCCUGUCGUACAUCGAGACGCUCUUUGGCCACCAGGACUCGAUCCAGUCGAUUGACGCCCUGCGCGCCGAGGUCGCCGUCACGGCCGGCGGGCGUGACAAGACGAUCCGGUUCUGGAAGACGGCCGAGGAGUCGCAGCUCGUGUUUCGCGGUGGCGGAGCGAGCCGCAUGCGCAACGUCCUCGAUGGCGCCAUGGAGGACGAGGGCGUCGAGGACGAGGAGCGCAAGCGGCGCCGGCGGCGCGAGGAGGCCAAGGGCCCGGUCAAGUUUGUCGAGGGGAGCGUCGACUGCGUCGCCAUGGUCGACGACUCGACGAUGUUGAGCGGCGGCGACAGCGGCUCGAUCUGCCUGUGGAACAUCACCAAGAAGAAGCCCAUCUUUACGAAGCAGCUCGCGCACGGCAUCAACGAGCACGCGUCCGAGACCGAGGGCGUCAUCGGCACGGCGCGGUGGAUCACGGCGCUCGCGACGCUGCCGUACGGCGACGUGUUUGCGUCGGGCUCGUGGGACGGCUCGAUCCGCCUGUGGCGCAUCGACGAGCGCGUGCGGUCCUUCUCGCAGAUCGCGACGGUCGACGCGCCCGGGUUCGUCAACUCGCUCCAGUUGACGGCGCCGGCGCUGCGACCGACCAAGGAGACGCACGUCACGCCCGUCAACUUGGUCGCCAAGGGCGGCAGCAAGAAGGGCGGCGACGCGGCGGCGGGCGACAAGAAGCAGGACAAGGCGCUCAUCGUCGUCGCGGCGACGUCCAAGGAGCCGAGGCUCGGGCGGUGGAUGCGGUUCAAGGACGCCAAGGACGGCGCUCUCGUCGCCGUCAUCCCCAUGCAGUAGAUUUCGCAACGCACUUCUUUGCAGCAGCAG
Messenger RNA from Rhodotorula graminis WP1, 2011 nucleotides. RefSeq lists its product as uncharacterized. Gene Ontology annotation, molecular function: snoRNA binding; protein binding. Gene Ontology annotation, cellular component: small-subunit processome. The record is from RefSeq and is a predicted model, not a curated record. NCBI's taxonomy places the organism in Eukaryota, Fungi, Basidiomycota, Microbotryomycetes, Sporidiobolales, Sporidiobolaceae. The transcript has 6 exons. The coding region runs from base 35 to 1981 and encodes 648 amino acids.